AUGCCUUCACCAGCCGAAAUUAUUGCCGCACGUCUUAACCGCGACUCAGAAGACUACGAGUUGAAACAAGAGUUGGAGUAUAAAAAUGUUGAUGAUGCCGUUUCAACAACUUCAUCAACUAGGGCUUCGACUCCUUCCAUCACGGACGAAUCUGCCUUCCCCGCAUUGGGCAUGAAAUCAAGCAAUGGUAGUGGUGCUGGUGCAGGUGCAGGUGCUGCUAGCACUCAUGCCACCACAAACUGGGGUCCCACGAUGAAAUCACCAAAAGGUGUUGAUCCUGCAUCUCUACCAUCAAACGAUCCUGCAAGACAAGCUGCUAAUGUCAAAAAGUCCACUUUCUACCCAAAGAUGAGAGCUCACCAACCUUCUGUGCAAGAGGCUUUUUCUUUGGACAUUGAGGAUCAAUUAAACGUGUCACGUCCAGAGUUUGUCAAGAUUUUGACUUUUGUUAUGCAAGAGACAAAGACAAGCAUUGAAUGUACCAACUCUCAACACACCAAAAAGAGAACUUUCUUGAUCACCGGUAAACCCGAAGAGGUUAAGUCAGCCAAGAGAUUGGUGGUUAAAAAAUUGACCAAACCUAUAAGUAUCAAAUUCACCGUGCCCGCUGCCUUGAGAUCGAGAAUUAUUGGACAAGGUGGUAAGAACUUGAAACCUAUUAUUGCUGCUAAUGAAGUCAAGAUUGAAAUCGGCGAGGAAGAACAUGAUGCGAAAAAUGAGAAUGUUAGUACCAAGAACGACGAGGACUCUAACUUUGUCAACAACAAAGAACAGGAAGAUGACGAAGAAGAAGAAGAAGAAGAUGAUGAUGAUGACAUUUUCUCCAAAACUAUUCAAAUCACUAUUGAUGGUGAUGUUGAAGGUGCCAAAAGAGCCAAGUCCCAGAUCUUGGCUAUUGUCAAAGAAGAGACCAAAAACUUGUCCACCAAAGUCAGCUUGGAUGAAAGAGUCAAGCCAUUUGCUAUUACUGAAUUAAAAUCUCUCGUUGAUAAGUAUUCUGAUUUGGAUUUUUCAAUUCCAGACUACAAAUCAAGCAGAACCUCGUUGCUCAUUGUUGGUGAACGUGAAUCAGUUCUUGAAGCUAAAUCUGAUGUCAAGGCCGCUUUGGAGAAAUUAAGCAAGAAAAUUACUGUUGAAGAAGUACCAAUUCCACAAACCAAACACCAGUUCUUGCCUAUUGCAGACGUAUUGGAAAAGUGUAAUGUCUUGAUUCAAUUACCUAAGGAUGGCGAACAAAAUGUUAAAUUUGUUGGUGAAAAGAAGAACAUCAAACUUGCACAAGAUGAGGCAAGAAAAGUGACCUCGCAAUAUAAAGUCGAGGUUUUGGACAUGUCCAAGGCUCACAAAGGUAAUUUGAAACACGUUAGAGCAGUUGCUGUAUUAUUAAACAAGACUGGUGCAUUUAAGGAAAUCGCUCAAACUAAUGAUGUGACAAUUCACGUACCACAUGCAAAGGAACUUCAAGGCGAGUCCUCCACCACUUCUUCUAUUCCAAUUCAAAUUGUUUCCAAGAGUGGCGACGACAAGAUCAAGGCUGCAAGAAAAGCAAUCGUUACUCAAGUCAACAAAAUCACCCCUGAACAGACAAAGGUUAUUGACGAUAUUGAUGCAUUCUUCCAAGGCAAGAUUGAAGAGACGAUCAAGGAUGUUGCUAAAGCUGAAAAUGUGCAAUAUGUUAUUUUAGGCACAACCAUUACCUUGUUUUCAGCACAACAAAAACAAGAUGAAGAAGCUGAUGACUUUGAUGACUUUGAGACUGCCGAUGUUGACCAGGGAGCUUUUGAUAAGAUCAAUACUGCUUUGACUGACUUGAGACAAUUGGCAGCCAAAUUGACCUCUGAAUCGUUAAAGGCAAGUCAAAAGGAGAUUCAAGUCGUUUUCGGUCCAAAGGGUACAACUUUGAAAUCAAUUUUGGCCUCAGUUGAGCCUCAAACUGUGACUGUUAAAUUCAAUGAAAAUUUGAUCAACAUUCAUGGUAUUGAUUCAUCGGUUGUACAAGUCAAGAAGGAGAUUGAAGCCGUGUUGGCAGAAGCUAAAGAGUACCCAGAUGGUUACUCUUCUACAGUUCAAGUGCCUGCUUCUGUUGUUUCCAGAUUGAUUGGAAGAAAUGGUGCCAACUUGAAUGCACUUCGAGACGAGUUUGGUGUAAAGAUUGAUGUUCCAUUGCUUGCCAAUGGUAAUGUUGCCUCUUCUGCAUCACACGGUAAAGAUGAUGGAGAAAAGGUUGAAAUCACUGUUAAAGGUGUUAAGAAAAACGUCGAAGAAGCCAAGGCUAAUAUCUCAGCUUCGGCUAAAAAAUGGGCCGAUGAAACACUUGUUAGAUUGAGAAUUGAACACCAAUACCAUAGGAGAAUGAUUGGUGCUCAAGGUGUCUACAUCAAUCGUUUGCAAGACAAGUACCACGUCAAGAUUAGAUUCCCAUCAGCCGAUUCUUCCUCAAGUGCGCAAUCUACUUUUGCUGAUGCACCAAAAUCCAAGGAUGAAGUGACUAUCAAAGGUCCAUCCAAGAUGGUUGCAAAAGCCGAAGAGGAAUUGAAGGAGUUGUACAAGUUUGAGCAAGAGAAUGGGUACAAGGAGACCAUUAGAAUUCCAUCAAAGGCCAUCUCACGUGUUAUUGGUAAAGCUGGUGCAACAAUUAAUGACAUUGCUGAUGGAACUGGUGUUGAAUACAAGUUUAAGCGUGAUAAUGCUGCAUCCGAGGAAAAAGAUGGUUUUGUUGAAGUUGAGCUCACUGGUUCCAAGUCGGCCUUGAAAGAGGCUAAGGCCAAGAUUCAAGAAAUUAUUGCUGAUGUUGAGAAUUUUGUUGUUGAAACCGUUAAAGUUGACCCUAAGUACCAUCGUGACUUGGUUGGUCCAUACGGAUCUGUUAUGAAACAUAUCAUUACUCAAGCCGGUGGAGACAAUCUUCCAAGACAGAAAUACAAUAGGUUGAUGUCUAUCCCCAACGAAGGUUCUGGGUCCGACGAGGUUGUUUGCCAGGGAGAUAAGGCCAUUGUGGAAAAAAUUGUUCAAGCUAUUGAAAAAAUUGUGGAGGAAAAGAAAGCAACAAUCUCUGAAGACUAUGAACUUGCUAAAGAGAAGCAUAGGUUUAUUAUUGGACCCGGUGGCUCUACUCGUUCUGAAAUUGAGCGUGAGUUUAAAGUGCAAUUGAGUAUUCCAAAGAGAGAAGACGAAAGCAUUGUGGUGAAGAUUAAAGGUUUGCCUGAAAACAUUGAGAAGGCCAAAUUGAAAAUCACCGAGUUGACAAAAGAUAAGGAGACCAAGAAUGGUAAAAAGAACAAAUCAAACGGCGAGUCCAAAGAAAAGGAAGCUGUUGAAGUUGAAAACUAG
Lodderomyces elongisporus is the source of this 3330-nucleotide messenger RNA. RefSeq lists its product as uncharacterized. Bases 1 to 3330 code for a protein of 1109 amino acids. The record is from RefSeq and is a predicted model, not a curated record. The transcript has a single exon. Gene Ontology annotation, cellular component: cytoplasm; nucleus. Gene Ontology annotation, molecular function: mRNA binding. Gene Ontology annotation, biological process: nuclear division. NCBI's taxonomy places the organism in Eukaryota, Fungi, Ascomycota, Pichiomycetes, Serinales, Debaryomycetaceae.